UAAAAAUCUCUAGUUCGCCCCUAGGUAGAGUACUAGGGUAAGUUGAUAGUAGUUCAUUCAUUCAAUGAUCUCUACCUUAUGAAGCUGUUAUAAAGAUUUGAAGUAAAUCUCACUUUUUAAGCAUAAAACCUAUCUUAAAUUAGCAAGAUAAUUGAUGGUAGAAAUGAUUAUACAAAAUGUACGGUUUAGCAUGGAUAUAAGGUCUAAAUUUAUAUUGCAUUAAGCAAUGGAGACCUGGUCAAAGAGGGUGAUGAAGGAACGUUGUUUACUUACCAAAAUAGUCUAGUGCUAAUUAACCAAACUCAUUCAGAAGUUGGACAAAGAAAGGCUGUUUAAAUUUAAGGUUUAAGACAAUUUUCUGUGGCUAUAUAUUAAUCCGUAAUAACCAAAUCGUUUUUUUCCAAAUUUUAACUAAUUUUUAAAAUAAAUUUCUAAAGUAAUUCAUCCAAAAGUUCUUGUCAAGGGAAUGCAAGAAAGACGUUGGGGAAGGAAGGAGAGAUGAAUUCUGGACUUUCAUGGGCUGAUCAAUGGGAUUACGACAAUCCCGACCCACCACCACCAUCUUCAUCGGAGAAUGAUAAGAAGAAGGGAAAGGAUGGAUCUAAAGGGAGUAAGUUCGGGAAAUCAAUAUUAAAGUUCAAAUGGAUUAAAGAUAUCCGCAAGAAAUCUCAGAAACAAUGAGUACUACUGAUCAUGUGCAUCAAGAAGCCUCUUUGUUGUUGCAAUUUCAAAACAGAGCCUCUGUGGCCUCUUAUCACUUCAUCUAUGAUUCAAUAAUAUAGUCUAUUCAAUUCUUUCUUUGUUAAUAGUAAUCUGAUUUACUUCUUUCUAUGAAUGUUGUAAUUACCUUUUCAAUAUUAUCAUAUAU
Molecule: messenger RNA, 868 nt
Organism: Juglans microcarpa x Juglans regia
Lineage: Eukaryota; Viridiplantae; Streptophyta; Magnoliopsida; Fagales; Juglandaceae
Exons: 1
Coding region: 499-681 (60 amino acids)
Source: RefSeq, a predicted model, not a curated record